This is a messenger RNA of Owenia fusiformis, 613 nucleotides long. The record is from the annotation of a GenBank genome assembly. NCBI's taxonomy places the organism in Eukaryota, Metazoa, Annelida, Polychaeta, Sabellida, Oweniidae.
AAGAUCAUACGCAUCUAAAAUUAGAAAAACUAUGUGGAGAAGGGAUACAAUAUCGCAGUGUCAUAUGUACAGAAGUUAAAGCAAAAUCGAUUGAUUGCUACGACAAAUCCACAAUGCGUGGUGGAUACUGCUCUGUAAGAACUAAAGUAAGUGACACGUUGUGCAAUACACAAAAACCUGAACUAUAUAGAAGAUGUACAAAAGAUUGCCAUCAAGACUGCAAAUUACACUCAUGGGGAAGAUGGUCGUCUGAAUGCCUAGAUGGGAUAUGUGUUAUGCAAAAUACAGAAACUAUAACAGGCCAUAGGAUAAGAAGAAGAACGAUUGCUAUUCAACCAUCAACUCAUGGGAGGAAAUGUCCUCAUCUAAUGGAAAGCUCUCGAUGUCAGUAUCCGUUGUGCUUUUCAUGGGCGUAUGAUGAAUUUGGCGAUUGUAUUGUUGAUCCACCUUUUAACAAAACCACGGGUUCUGUAGUUUGCCAACAUGGACUAAAAUGGAGAAAGGUCUUCUGUUCUGACCAUAACAUGGUAAAACAAAUGCUCCAAUAUUAGAAUUACCUCAUUUUAUAUCUUCAAAGCAGCCAGGUCUCUUUAGACUUUCAUUCACCAGUUCU